CUAGUGGCGACUCCACGCGAAAACCGUUGGUAUUUUUAACGCGGGAAAGCGCUUCAGCUUGCACUACGCAAGCGUGCGACUCGGGAUUUUCCAGGGCGGGCGGCGCGCGCACGUAUCUGCGACCCGCCCAUAGCUCACAAAGCGAACCACCGCUCCCACAAACGCACGUUCACAUCACAAAUGGACAUUUGCAACACAACAAAGUGUUUAGUGCUGUGAUUUACUGCGGACAUUUUCCAAUUUGAGAUGUGAGCUUCUCUAUCAACAACAGGCUAUAGAAAAAGCUCAACAUGACCGUGGUAACGAAUCCCGCUUGCACUGACUCCAACGGCGAAAGCCAACCACAGUCCCAGUCCGAGGCCUCGACGUCUGGCACACAAAUACUGCAAUACCACCUGAACCGACGCGUCGAUGAACUACGAUCAGUUGACGAUUACUGUAAUCUAUACGACAGUGAGAAGCAAAGCGACAUCACGUUCGUGGCCGGAAUCAACGGAGAUACAAUCCGCGUGCCAGGACAUCGUCGCGUGUUGGCGGCCACGAGCCCCGUUUUUGCGGCUUUACUGUCUACUAAGGCAGACAUUAUCAUUGUAGACUAUAUCGAUCGUCGAGGCUUCGAACAGCUCCUGCGCUACUACUACUGUGAGCCGACGGUGCUAACUACGGUCGUCACCGCUCGCACAACCCUUUACGCUGCAUACAAAUUCUUGUGUCCUCAUCUCACUGAAAGAUGUGCACGUCGCCUCGACGAAAUGUUAGACGCGGAAGUCGCUCUCGAAGUACUGCGAGAUUUGCGAUUUUUAUGUGCGAGAUUGCCAGGAGCUGCGUCAGCACCGCCCUUGCCUGCUCUCGAAAGCGAUGCGGCCGCCCGAACCUUAUCCCAUUGCGCUAUGUGGUGCGAUUCGCUAGCCCAUAACGCUCUGCUUGUUAUAGACGACAACGCAGACGCAGCGCUCAAUCACGAAAAACUAGAAGAUCUCACGUACGAGGACUUGGCUUUAAUAGUAAAACGUGACACCCUACGGGUCUCCAGUGAACUUGUUUUGGCAGAAGCACUGGCGCGCUGGAGCACGGCUGCCUGCAAACGGACAAAACGAGAACUGACGCCGGGAAACAAGCGCGCCGCUCUCGGAGAAUUGGCAUACUGUCCGCGGUAUUUACUUCUGUCGGGAGAAGAGUUAGACAGGGCAUUGGCAUUGGAGUUGUUGGAGCCCAUAGAGCGGGCUUUGGUUUUGGCUAGGGCGCGCAAACUCUCUGCUCCUGUUCCAGUGGGUGCUGAGCAGGAAGCGAUGCUCCGGAGAUGGGCUCACCCGCGCCCCACUGAACCUGCCGCAGCUCCAGUAUUCUUGAGCCCACGAUCUGAAAUUAUAGAAGAGCCCCAACCCACCAAACUUUGCGGACGUCGCCCUAAGAAAUUGAAGCAACCAUGCUUUGAGCCCGAAGACAACCGAAAUAAAAGCAAUUGCUGUUCCGAUUGCUUCCACGGUUUCAUACAUGCUUUGGUAUGUCUCUUUGAUUAAAAAAAUAGAAAGCGGAAAAAGAAGAAUGCAUAUAUUCUUAAAUAUACGAGUUAGUUUUUUGGUAAAGAGUUCAUGAAAAGUUAUAGACGGGAAAGGUAUAAAAAAUACCUAUUUUAAAUUUACAUGUAACUGUUGCUUGGACGUCCCAUAUGGUCCAUUCCAUGUUCCAACGUUGGGUUGGAUUUUUCAUAGUUGAUUUAAAUGUCUAGAAUAUAAUUGUCGUAGCUCGGCUACUCAACGAGUAAUUAAUUAUUAUUAUUAUUAUGAAUGUUUAGCAAAAAUAUUAUCCUAAUUUUAUCUUUCUCGAUGUGAUAUUCUACUUUGCUUUAGAAGUUUAGAAAAUGGAUUUCAAAUCUGAUUGUGCUCGAAAAAAAAAACGCAUAUAUUCGUCUUGUUAUUUUUUGGAACGGAUUGGUGCACAAAAUAUAUGUAUAUUGUAGUUUCUAAAGCUAAUCAUAUUUAGCCAAAUUUUGUUGCAUUUAAUUUAUAUUGAAUUUUUUUUAAUGUUAUGACUUUUAGUUUUAAGUAGUUUAUGAAUUACAUAAAAAUCUUAAUUAUUAUGUGAUUUUGGUGCAAUUUACUUUUUAGAUACCGCAGCUAUAUUUCCUAGAACCAGAAAAUAUUUUCUUUUUGUAAAUAUAAAACAUUUUUUGUAUGACUAACGAAGAUAUUGCAAAGCUAGUUAUUGUUUAGUUUAUUUAAGUUAAUUACUCCUACAAAUUGUUAUGUAAUUUUACUACUAGUCGUAUUUUAAGUACAGAUGAGAUCUUGUCUUAGUUUUUAUGGUGUACUUAAUAUUUAACUAUAUUUACUGCCCUAUCAAAUUAUACCUAGUAAGAUUUUAGCAGCUCCAAAUAUUAUUUUUCAUGCAUUGAAACAAAACUUGAGCAUCGUAAAUUAAUUAUUUUUAUCAUUUAUAAAUGAGAUGGUCUAUUUCAGGUCCACUCUUGUACCCCGUAUCAUUAAAAUUUGAAAAAUACAAGGAUUUUAUUAAAAUCUAAACAAGUGAAUAAAUGUAACUAAAUAAAAAGAAAUAAAUAAAAUUAAAACCCAAGUUUUGAGUUAUAUUAAGAUGGCGCCCUUAAAGCAACUAUGACAUGACAUGAAUUUAAAGCAAACGUCAAAACGACUACUGAAUUAAAAACGUCAUCAAUCCGCCAUUAUUACCCAUAUUAGUGUUGCAUUUAUUGGGAGAGAAUGAAUCUUAUUUCGAAAGGAUUAAAGUAAAUUCGUAGACUUGUAUAAUCAAAAAUAGUUAAAAUAAGAUAUUUUCUUUUAUUUCCGCCAGGGUACAAGGACUGAUCUUGGGCUCCAUACAGUUUUGUACCAUCUCCUUUAAUAACUAAGGUUGAUAAAUCUUAAAAUUCUAAUAUGGUUAUUUUCUCUUUUCACCAAGAUUAUACCCCUUAAUUAUAAAAUUUUAAAGUUAAACACUGCCCGUUAUUCUUUUAGAACCUAGCAGAGAUUCCUGCUAACUCUUAAAUUUAAAUUAACCGAGUUCCAAAAAAGAUGGAUAUUGCAUGUAUGGUUUGGCUCAUUUUCUUACUGCUAAAAUGACUCAAUUAGAGCCAAUUUUUACCCGACUGUUAUUGCUAAUAUUGUAUUUAAUAAUUCUUAAAACACAUUGCUCUGAAUCAAAACCAUGUUGAUAUGCUGUAGACAAGAAGUAGGUACAUGUUUUAUCAGUAUUAGACCGAAAUACGAUGUAAUAUUAUAUAGGUUGCUUUUGUUAUUAUUAUUUAUAGAUAUAAUUUCCUUCAAACUGUGCCAUACCAAAUGUUUGUCAUAAUUAAUUUAAUUUAUUACCAUUUAAUACCAUAACUAUUUCAUUUUACCUAUGUAGUAGUUAAAAUAGUAGUGCAAAAAUUAUAUUGUUCAAAAAUAUACAUUAGUGUAUAAGAUGAAAUAUCUUGAAUUGAAUGUAUUUUCGUAAAAAAAAAUAUUAAUGUCCUAUUAUAUGUCUAAAUAAUUGUCUCGAACACAUGAACUGAUACUUACAAAAUCUUCUAAAUCUUUUGAAACUUUUUCUUUACAUACUUAGAUUUUUAGGCAUAUUAUAGUCAGAAUAAAAUAGUAUAUUGUACAAAAGUAGAAUUUGUAAUACAAAAAUAUAUUAGGAAACAUUAUAUAUAUUGUAGUAACCGAUAUAUAUUAAAAUUGUAGUAUUAAAUUCAAUUGAAAGGUGGACGAAUAAUUAGAAAAAACACGUACACGAUUUCACAAACUAAGAAAGUUGAUGUCCUCUAGAAAAGCGAUUUACGUUACUCUUUCGAGUAGUAUUUUUCCUGAUUGUUAACGACUAAUACAACGGUUGAGGGUGGCACAUAUUAAGUAACAUCUAUACACAAGUACUAUGAGGAAUUGUGAUAAAUAAAGCGCGAGGUUGUCUUUUAUAGAAAGUUCCAUAAUACACUCCAUCAACAAAAAGUACUUUGGCUGUUUUGUAAUCAAACGAAGAAGUUAUUAUUGAUACAUUCAGUAUACUAUAUCAAAAUUUUAAGUAACCACGAAAUAUCGCCAAUUAAAAUCAAAUGACAUUUCUGAAUAAUUACCUACUGUAUCUGUGUGUCUAGUGGGAGUUUUCAAUAUUUUCAUACUGUUAUUAUCGCGUUGACGUAAACAAGAAUUUAUAUGAAAUUGAAACAGUUGUGCAGUAGUGCCACUAGAUGGCGCUGUUUCAAUUCCUUAAAAAUUCGCGCUUACAUUAACGCGAUAGUAACAGUAUCAAACUGACACAAGGCCCUCUGCUUUAUUCACGUUUGACCAAACUUUUAUUACAAGAUGUACCAAUCUAUAAAUAAAAAUAUAUUUAAUUUUAAAGUCUCUCUGAAAUAUCUGUUAACAGUUGAGGAAAAGUUAUAACAGUAUGCCAAUCUAUGUCUAUUAUCUUAUUAUUAUCUAAGUAGUAACUUACUCAUUCUUAAUGAUCUAUAAGUUCAUGUGUUUAUAUAUUUAAUGUAUGAAUAUGUGUAUCGUUUGAAACGAUUAAUUAAAAAUACAUAAUUGUUUACAUUAAAUGUUGUUAAUCAAUUAAUUGUGUAGCGAUUGAUGUCGGCUCUAAGCUGAAACUAUUCAUUAUUCAAAUCUUGACUUUCCUUCUGUGUAGUAGAAACUACUUAUAAUAAAAACGAGACAAAAAUAUUGGAACCUGAUGACGAAGAAAUUAAAUAUGUUUAAAUUAUGAA
Molecule: messenger RNA, 4705 nt
Organism: Bicyclus anynana (squinting bush brown)
Lineage: Eukaryota; Metazoa; Arthropoda; Insecta; Lepidoptera; Nymphalidae
Gene: axed
Product: BTB/POZ domain-containing protein 3
Exons: 2
Coding region: 291-1520 (409 amino acids)
Biological process (GO): neurogenesis
Cellular component (GO): cytosol
Molecular function (GO): protein binding
Source: RefSeq, a predicted model, not a curated record